Molecule: messenger RNA, 315 nt
Organism: Lathyrus oleraceus (garden pea)
Lineage: Eukaryota; Viridiplantae; Streptophyta; Magnoliopsida; Fabales; Fabaceae
Exons: 1
Coding region: 1-315 (104 amino acids)
Source: RefSeq, a predicted model, not a curated record
AUGUCUCUACAACUAGCUAACCGUUUUGUUAAGUUUCUCGUAGGUAUGCUAGAGAACGUUCCCGUUUGUAUUGGACAAUUCUAUAUUCCUACCGUAUUUAUGAUAAUGGAUAUAAAAGAGGAUUCCCAUAUUUCUAUUAUUUUAGGAAAACCCUUUUUAGCCACAGUCGAAGCCAUCAUAGAUGUGAAGAAGGAAAGGCUGACAUUCGAAGUCGAAGAAGAAAAAGUUGAAUUUCUCUUAGCUAAAUUCCAACAAGCACCAGCUAUAGAUGACUCAUGUUGUCUCUUAGGCGUCAUAGACGAAUGUGUGAAAUAA